This is a messenger RNA of Lepisosteus oculatus (spotted gar), 4146 nucleotides long. It is a transcript of the gene parp3, whose product is annotated as poly (ADP-ribose) polymerase family, member 3. Lineage: Eukaryota; Metazoa; Chordata; Actinopteri; Semionotiformes; Lepisosteidae. The record is from RefSeq and is a predicted model, not a curated record. Gene Ontology annotation, molecular function: NAD+ poly-ADP-ribosyltransferase activity; NAD+-protein mono-ADP-ribosyltransferase activity. Gene Ontology annotation, cellular component: nucleolus; site of double-strand break. Gene Ontology annotation, biological process: protein poly-ADP-ribosylation; double-strand break repair.
UCUUGAGUUGGGGCUGUGGGGGCAUUUAUAAUAGUUAAAAAGAAUGAAAAUGUCCCAAUGCUGUUGCAAUGAAAUAAAAAAAAAUCGAAGAGAUAACUUUCGUGUUUCAGGCACUGUAAAAAAGACAACAGAAAUACGUACAGUAGUUACUACUGCAGUAUAACUGCUCAAAAUGUAGACUUCGAGGAGCACUAAUGUAGAAGUGGUAAAACAAUAUACACUCGCGAAUAUUUGUACAUGUUAAAAUGCUCUUUGUGAAAUUCGGACUUUGAAACACAUUACAUCAUUACAUCAGUCAAUUAUAUGCAAUUAUAUGCAAAUUAAUGAAGCUACAAAAACAGGCAGUAAGCCAAAAGCGUAGCCACUCCCGAUGCGCUUUCAUCAUGAUUUCCUAAUCCUGAGUCGUCCUGCAGCACUUCACAUUACACUUCAGGAGCCCAGCAACUGCAGUUCAAAACACACAGCACAACUCAGGUGACAGCCAGGGCGUGUUGUCUCUCUCUAAGAACAGUAACUGAAAUUGGACAGGGAGAUGCCACCAAAGAGAAAAGCGGCCGCAGCUACCAAAGCUGGGGGUAAGAAAAUCAAAGAGGAACCGGAUGCCCCCGAAGACGCCUUUAAAUCUGCAAGAGAGGCUCUGAAAUCUGCCCCAAAGAAGAAGUGCAAGAGUAAAGUGGAUGAGAAUUGCCAUCUAAGCUGGGAUUCAACAUCAGAGAUAUAUAAUGACUGUGACUGCAUGCUAAACCAGACGAACAUUGGGCCUAACAACAACAAGUUUUAUGUUAUUCAAGUCAUAAAGAAAGGAAAUCAGUACUAUUGUUGGAACAGGUGGGGUCGAGUGGGGGAGGUUGGGCAGUCAAAGCUGUCUUGUGCUUACAGCAGCCCUGAUAAAGCACUGAGUGAAUUUGAGAAAAAAUUCAAAGACAAGACAAAGAAUGAUUGGAAGAAAAAGGACAAUUUUGUCUGCCACCCUGGAAAAUACACCCUGAUCGAAGUGGAUGGUGAAUCAGAAGCUGAGGUCAAGGUGGAUACAGUUGAUGGACUGAAGAAAGUUCUGCCCAGCAAACUUGACACGCCCACUAAGGAGCUCAUUGAGCUCAUCUUCAGCACCGAUAUGUUUAAAGAGGCCAUGGAAGUCAUGAACCUAGACAUAAAGAAAAUGCCUUUAGGGAAGCUGAGCAAGGUACAGAUUGCUAAAGGGUUUGAAGUUCUGGAGGAAAUGGAAGAAGCACUGAAGAAGAAGAACAAAAAGGCCUUAUUGGAGCAACUGUCCUCAAAGUUCUACACCACCAUUCCUCACAAUUUUGGACGCAACAGGCCUCCAGUUAUUGCUGAUAUGAGUACAAUAGAGAAGAAAAAAGAGAUGCUUCUGGUCUUGGCUGAUAUCGAGCUUGCUCAGAGUCUCAAGGCUGAAACUGAAAAGACAAAGGAGGAGAUGAUUGAAGAGAUACCUCAUCCAACUGACCAGGAUUAUCUGUCACUGAAGUGUGAGCUAACAUUAAUGGAUAAAUCUUCCAAAGAGUACGAGAUAAUAGAAAACUACCUUAAUGCAACAGCAGGAAAUUGGAGAAGGCCCACUAUUCUUAAUGUAUGGGUGGUAAACAGAGACAAAGAGGCAGAGCGCUAUGAAGAGCAUGAUGCGCUGGAGAACCGCCGCCUGCUGUGGCACGGCACAAACAUUGCAGUCGUGGCAGCAAUUCUGAAGAGUGGUCUUAGGAUCAUGCCACACUCCGGUGGGCGUGUCGGGAAAGGGAUUUACUUUGCUUCAGAGAACGGGAAAUCUGCAGGUUACGUUGGCACUACUUCCAAAUCAGUUGGCAUCAUGUUACUCAAUGAGGUGUCACUCGGGAAGGAGUACACCAUUACUAAGGAUGACUGCUCUCUGAAGAAACCUCCAGAGGGUUAUGACAGUGUGGUGGCACGAGGGAAUACAGAGCCAGAUCCCUCUAUGGACACCUUCAUCACAUUGGAUGGGAAGAAAGUAACUGUGCCACAAGGGAAGCCCAUUUCCCAGUCUCUCUAUAGUGACAGUUAUUUCUCUCAGAGUGAGUACCUCAUUUACAAGGAGAGCCAGUGCCGCAUUCGAUACCUCUUGGAGAUGCAAUUUUAGGCAUGGCAGUUUGAAGGGAAUGAAUGUGUUCUGAAAAAUUAGCUGUCUAGGAGUUCCAAAAACCUUUCUUUCCAAAGAACACUAUUGUGCCUCCUUUUAAAGAAGGAUGUUUGAAAAAAAAGCUGAAGUUGAAUGUUUUUGUCUUUUAUUGAUUUGUGUGUUUAAUAUAAUUUAGUAAUAAUUUGACAUUCUGGGAACUUGUAAAACAGGUUAGUGUAUAUUACUGGUGAUUUAGUAAUGAAUAAUUCAUAUUUGCACUGUAGGUUGAAUGUAAAAGGUGUAAUUGAUUUGCCUUUUCUACUCUCAAUUGCCUUUUCUCGUAUGAAGCAAGAUGCUAUCAUCUUUUGCACUUAAUGUAUACUUUUUAUUGAUGUGCUGUUCUAGCAGGGUUCCUGUUGACCUUUGCUUUGGUUAACAUUUUGUGCCUUAUAUUCCUAGUGUCUCUACCCUUGGCAAUAAAGUCAGCAUGUUUGAGAGAGAACUCCUUGAGUAUAUUUCACUCCUGUUCUUCUGUUUCCCUUCAAGAAAAUGUCCUUCAAAUUUUGAAAGUCUUUAAGAAUACUCCAGCUGAUCCAGCUUCUCAUUAAGUGCAAGAACAGACUUGCCCUGUCCAAGUGAUAUGAUAGUCCUUUCAUCUUGCAGUUCUGUUUAGCAGCAGAGACUACAGUAAAAUAAUUUGUUUAAUUUGGCCGGAUUGUGAUUUAGUUGUAGAACCUGCUAAGUAAAAUAUCAAAAGUAAGAAUUUACUGUAAACUGAACAUACUGUAUACUGUAAGGAUAUACUGUAAGAAAUAUGAAGUAUAUAAAUAUACUUUCUACAUUGGAAUGGACUAUCACAGAGAAAGCACUUUUGCCUUUAAUCACGUGAGAAAAAAAGAUUGUGUUAAGUUGUACUUACAAUAGUAAUCUAUACAAAGAGAAAUAAAUAGUUUGCUGUCAUACUCUUUUAUUUGUUCAGGAAUGUACAAGAAUGUACAGUGUCAGUACAAGACAAUGUACAAAUAUACUUUUGCUUCGUACUUCUUGUACAAAUAUUGGACAAGACAUUACAUCUUAGCAGGUUCUAGCCAUCUACACAAAGACACGUACACAUUACACACAAUUGGACUCCAUUAUUAAAAAUUAUAUCAGCCCAUAAAGCUUGCUUGGCUUUUAGUACAUACACUUAAUACAGUAAAAAACAUCACAACAUUAACUUUAAUGCAUUUGUUUUUUAGGUCAUUCUUAUUUUUAUUAUAGUUUAUAGUUUGUGAAUAGUUUGUGACUUUUUAGAUAAGUAACAUAAGACGUACUAAAUAGUAUGUUCUAAAACAACAUUUUUAAGUCCUGGAAUACAUUGCAUUGUUCCUGUUAAGCAAGUAAUUGUUAUAUUAUAACAACUGACGUAAGGGGAAGAUAAAGUCCUUUCAUACUAUAGUAAAUAAAGGCAUGUUUUGUGGUUUUAUUCUUGCUAUAAUUUGCAGCUCAUACGUAAUAUUGUUAUAUAUAUAUAUUGUUGCUUUCUUGAAUCUAAUAAUGUCAGACCUGCUCACAGCUUUGUAGUGCUUCCAGAAGCAGUUGCAUCAUAUCAAUUUUAGCAGCAACAGAAAAGCUUCAUCAAUUUCAAUGUAGAGGACCUUUAAGAUGUUUUUUCACACUUCAGUUUAUAUUAAUACUGAUAUAAUAUAGCUGAUGCUGCUUAUUGUUCAUGGUCUUAUUUUCAGCCCAGCCUGUGUUACAGUUUCUUUCACCUUUCUUUCACUAAUAAACUGGACAGAUCAGAGCUGCUGCAGUCCAUGCAAGAGUUAUUGAGGCCUCAUUAGUGAAGCUGCUAAAAUGCUUCCUGAUAGAAUGUUUUUAAUGUUAAAUUAUUGAUACAGAUUGUAUAAAUGUACUGUACCUUGAUGUAAACUGGAAGGCAACAGUGAGGGCAGCAUUGUUCUGAAAAUGUGACUGGGUGGACCAGUCUUUUGCUUGAUUAACAGUUGAAUAACUAGAAGAUUUUUUAAAAAAUGUGUUGUUUUCCUGUUUUCAAAUAAAAAUAAACAAAAAUUAAA